Messenger RNA from Rhizoctonia solani, 2619 nucleotides. RefSeq lists its product as uncharacterized. NCBI's taxonomy places the organism in Eukaryota, Fungi, Basidiomycota, Agaricomycetes, Cantharellales, Ceratobasidiaceae. The transcript has 4 exons. Bases 1 to 2619 code for a protein of 872 amino acids. The record is from RefSeq and is a predicted model, not a curated record.
AUGCCAGAUUCCGUUGCCUCUGCGUCACCUCUAUCAUCGCCUCCACUGUCUCGUCCGCACAGCGUAACCGGCCAUCACCACACCGAACACCACCCCCAUUUUCCGUUCUCUCAUCCACAUCCGCACCCGCAUCCGCACUCUCAUCCACUCAACACCCACACUCCUCGCACAGGUUCACCACUUGCUCGCCGCACCGAAAGUCCGGGAAACCGUGUGCAGUUUGCAGACGAUCCUGAUCAUCCUCGUUCCCCCACCGUUGAGCGCGCUAACCACCCUGGCCGUAUCAACGAUAUGCCAACAGGAAGUUUGAGCGCAGCCAUGGCCGCACGGGCUGGUUCGCCGUCUAUCACCUCUCCACCGGCCCAGCAACAACAACAAGGCUUGCCUCCCCAACGGCGUCUCUCAUCGCGACGUGGGUCGAUGGCAGCUGUGGAUCCUUGGGGAAAGCACUAUGACGAGGAAAAUCAACCCCGCAGUAGCACUUCUCGGCUCACCAUCGUCCGAGUGCCCAGCACCAACGCUGUUGUCGAAGAAGAUCCACAUGGUCAUUCGUCCUCACCUGGUCCAUAUGGCGGCUCCAGGUCAUUCCGUGAACGCUCUCACCAACGCCGCUCUUCCUGGGGAGCUAAUUCUGGCUCGGAUGGAGAAGGAGAACGCAAACGCUCGCGUAUGAGCUUUGCAUUCUCUUCGUUUACUCCGAUUUCUCCCACCCCAGCAUCAGCUCGCCAAGGCCCUCCUCAGCGCACGGGCAGCCCGGGCAUUGGAUCUGGCUUUGCUGCCUCAUUUGGCCCGGCCCAAGGCAGAGCGCGCACCCGCUCCACCGGAUCUUCUGGCGGUGUCGACCUUUCCUCUCAUAAUCCGACCCAAGAUCGGUCUGGAGCCCGCCAACCCCAGCUUUCGGCCCAGCAGCUCUAUGAUCUUGCAAUGUCAAGCCGCGAUCCAGCGGCCCCCCACAGCACACCUGUUCAGGGAGUAAGCGCGGCGGUUGAGCCCGCCCAUUUCACUGCGUUGCCAGACGGAGAGAUCUUGCCUUUCUUGGAUCGUCCGGGAGAGGUCGAGGCCUUGAUUAAUACGCCCGGAACCCAAAGCUACAAGUUGUUCGCAUUGCUGGGCAUACUCUUUCCUCGCCCUAAGGAGGAAGAUUCGCCCAAGGAAAUAAAAGAUGAAUCAAACAUAAAGACCUCGGCUGCCAAGAUCGAGCCUUCUCAGCCGAUGUGGCCACUCUUCCCAGGUGAAGAGCGAGAUAGCAAAUCGAUCAAUGCUGCUCAGCCUCCUUCUCCUGCCCCAGUCCCGCCGAGCAAAGCUGCUCCUGCCCAACAUCCGCUGGGACUUCCAUCUCAGCCUACCCAAUGGACUUUUGCACAGCUUCUUACUCACCUGACGCAAACGACGCGCGAGCAACUUCCAGACAAGGAAUGGGUAUUAUUCGCGCGGGCCUGUAUUCGAACUCGCAGCGAGGCACUAUGGGAGCGUGUUAAAGGAUGCUUGGGCGUUCCCAAUGAUAUCUACGAAGACGAGGACAUUGAAGAUGAAGACGACGACGAAUCACAUGUGGGCCCCGUUGGUAUCAGUGACCUUGCCAAUUUGAGCCCUGUCGCGAGGUUCAAAUCUUUCCGCGAUGCUGAUCAUGCGGCUGUUGGAAGUGACCAUGCAGUGUCUGACGAAGAGCACGAGCCCGAGGCUUGGAUCGAGCCUGUCUUUUCCGGUGGCCCUGGAUCGGCCCGUGGGAGUGUGUCCAAUUCACCCACUGCUUAUUUCUCAGGCGUAACCGGUCUGGGUGGAGGACGAGGUGACUCGAAGAGCUGGGCAGGAAGCGUGAGUGGGCGGAGCGAUGGUGGACGAAUGGAACUCAUUGGCGAAGAGGAAGAAGAAGAGGAAGGAGAGGGCAAUAAAGACAAGAAUAGCACUGGCGCCGACAAGACACCCGAGCCCGAAUCGCCGGUCGUCGGCCUGCGUAUUAUGACUGCACCCAUGUCCCCCGGAUUCCAUCCUGGACAUACUCCUGCGAGCAAUGCCGGAAUGGGAAGCGGUACUGUUUCGCCCGCACCUGUGACCGGUGAGACGACUCCUAGUGGUGCAGUGCCUAUUCCGGCUCCCAGCAGCGGUGCGGCAUCCCCAACGCCCGCCUCGCCCAGUCCAUCGAUCCAUCAGUUCCUUGGACCCCCGAUGCCAAACCGGGGUGGUGGUGCUUGGAUUUCGCCACUCUCGAAUACCAUCAGCACGGGCGGAAGGGGUUUGAGUGGAAUGGGUGCGCGCAGCGGAGCUGGCUGGAACUCGCCGACGAGCGGGGGCGGACGGAACUCUCCUAUCAGCAGUGGAGGAGGAGGCGGGGGGUGGAAUUCUCCUUUGAGCCGCGGUAAUCGGGGUAGUCGAGGCGACGCAUGGAAUCCGGCUACCGAGCGUGGUCCUGGUAAUCCCAUCUUCCCGAGCAGCUUUGCGAGGUUGAGUUUGGGUCCUACGUUGAUUGCCAAUAACCCGAAUCUUCGAAACGGUCCUCCAGCCUCGGCAUAUCCCCCAUUCCGCUACUUGCGUGAGCGUUACAAGUGGGCCCGUCCUGGAAGCGAGAACGAUUUCGCGGUUACGAUUGCCAGUGAAUCAAGCGACGCGGGACGAUAUUAG